GGUGUUCCCCCUCCUGGAGCAGUUUCUGUCAGCCGUGCAAGCUGCCGGCUGGAGUUCGCAGUUCAGUUUCAGUUUGAGGAAUGCUGCCCCGCGCUCUGUUUACGCGCUGCGUUUCAGUGUAGAAAGUUGCAGAGUCACGUAGGUGCAGAAUUAUUUCCCCCCGCCCUCUAAACGCAUCCCCGCUGGACGUUCGCCCGCAAGAGACGACGUCUCCUGCUGCCGCUGCACUUUGAACUCCGCUCAUUUCUGCUUUUUUGACAAAGCAUGGUACGGACGGCUUCCUCAAAGAAGACACACGCGGAGGACGGAAAGCUGCUACUCGCCUGCCACCGGAGAGCUCGUCUGUUGCCCGGUACAGCCACCCGAACCGCCCCGCUUCCGCGUGGAUUGGCGCUGCCGUGUUGUGAACUGCUGGGCAGAGCAUCCUGGGAGAGUGGUUCAAAGGAAUCCCCGCUAAGCCUCCUCUGACUGUGCUCUUCAAAGCAGUUCCUAAUCUCACGCGGAACAGCAGAUGACGGCAACGCCCUGAAAUAUCACAGCGGGUCACUGACGGAUCCCUGAGACCUGUAAAACCCGGACCAAGAAGGAUUUGAUUGCCAUGGUUUGACACAAGAGCUGUCAGUCAUGAAGGAGCUGAGAUACGUGGAUAAGGACACGUUGUGGGGUUCAACAUGGUUCGCCUGAACACUUGACCUGAAGUUGCCUCUGAGCUGCUUAGACUGCUGAUGGAAAGGGCCGUCGCUCUGUUGACAUCCUUCAUUUCUCCGGAAAUGCAAACAGACUGAAUAGGUUUUUUAACUUUCUUUGCAAAAAUGGAGCACACGAGGAACCGUGCUCCGGUUGAACGUCCGACUCCGGUGACAUAAGAAGAAACGCGGACGUGCCCGAACCGAUAAAGACUGCACGACUCUAACCUCAGCGCACCACAAAACAUCAGCCGGAGCGUUCCUUCCACCUCCUCCAGCAUGAAUUGCCCCGUCCGGAAGAAACGCCCCACGCGCGACUCCGAUUUCUCCGCCAUCGUUGUUCCCUCCAUGCACGGGUCGGGCUAUCUGGACUACACCGUCGAAAACCACGCUUCCAGGUCCUUUUUGGCCAUCGAUGAGUUCAGACGGCAGGAGAUGCUGUGCGACCUGGUGUUGCACGUCACCUACAAGGACAGGACUAUGGACUUCAAGGUUCACAGAGUGGUGCUGGCCUCCUGCAGUGCCUUUUUCAGAGCCAUGUUCACCAGAGGCUUCAAGGAGUGCAGCGCCUCGGAGGUCACCCUGCGCGACGUGUGCCCCGAGGUGGUGGGGCGACUCAUCGACUUCGCCUACACGUCCCGCAUCACGGUGGGGGAGAAAUGCGUGCUCCAUUUGCUUUUAGCCGCAAUGAGGUAUCAGAUGGAGGAUGUGGCCAAGGCGUGUUGCGAUUUCCUCACCAAGCACCUGGAGCCGGCCAACGUCAUCGGCAUCUCCCGCUUCGCCGAGGAGAUCGGCUGCACGGAGCUGCACAAGACGUGCCGAAAAUACAUCAACUCGCACUUCAGCCAGGUGACCAAAGUGGACGAGUUCUUCAGCUUGUCUCACUGCCAGCUUCUGGAGCUUAUCAGUCAGGACAGUCUCAAGGUGCUCUGUGAGUCUGAGGUGUACAAGGCGUGCACAGACUGGGUGCGCUGGGAUAUGGAGGGCAGAGCCCAGUAUCUGCAUGCGCUGUUGAAUGCUGUUCAUAUUUACGCCCUGCCUCCCAAGUUUCUCAAGAACCAGCUGCUGUCCUGCCCCAUCCUCAGCAAGGCCAAUUCCUGCAAGGACUUCCUGUCUAAAAUCUUCCAGGAAAUGACGCUGAUGAAACUUCCUCCCGCACCGAUCCGGGGAACCCAGCUCAUCUAUGUGGCCGGAGGAUACCGGCAGCAUUCCCUGACCACCAUGCAGGCUUAUGAUCCCAGGAGGAAUGUCUGGAUGAACCUGGCCGACAUGGGAACUCCAUGCAGUGGUCUGGGAGCCUGUACGCUCUUUGGACUCAUCUACAUUGUAGGAGGCAGGAACCUGUCGCUCCAGACUAACUUGGAUUCCAGCUCUCUGUGCUGCUACAACCCGAUGACCAACAAGUGGAGCCAGCGAGCUUCCCUCAACAUCCCCAGGAACCGGGUCGGUGUGGCCGUGGUGGACGGCUGCAUCUACGCCGUGGGGGGCUCCCAGGGCUCCGUGCACCACAACACGGUGGAGAGGUGGGAUCCAGAAUCCAAUCGCUGGUCUUUUGUCUUCCCAAUGUCGGUGGCUCGCCUGGGAGCGGGCGCGGCGGCAUGUGGGGGGGCUCUGUAUGUGGUGGGGGGAUAUGAUGGUCAGAACCGCUGGAACACGGCUGAGAGAUACCAGCCCGACACGAACACCUGGCACCCAAUAGCUCCUAUGAACACUAUACGCAGCGGCCUGGGAUUGGUGAGCCUGAACUCUUACCUGUAUGCCAUAGGAGGCUACGAUGGGCAAAACCAGCUGUGCACGGUGGAACGUUACAACGUGAGCAGGAACAUUUGGGAGCCCAGGGCCUCCAUGAGGCACUGCCGCAGCGCGCUGGGAGUCACGGUCCACCAGGGACGCAUCUACGUCUUCGGAGGGUUUAACCAGCAUGGCUUCCUGUCCAGCAUCGAGCGCUACUGUCCAGACCAAAACGAGUGGACGCUCGUCACCGACAUGCCCGACGGACUCAGCGGCAUGGGCGUCACCGUCACUAUGGAGCCCUGCCCCGGCUCUCUGCCUGAACUGGAGGACGAGGACGAAGCCAUGUAGGCUGAAGGGUGAAGAACGAAGAGGCGUUGCCAUUGAAAAGCAAAGUGAAGAAGGUUCAUUAGAUUCAAAUCAAAGACAUUCCAAAGACUCUCUGUCCCCUCCUUUGUGAAUUUCACUGAUGCACCUUAGGGUAAAGGGAAAAAUGUAAUUCCCCUUGAUGCGGGACCAAGGGUAGUUUCAUUUCUCAAAUACAAUCACGCACAAAAAAGCUUCCCAACUGAAUGAAAUGUUUAUUCAGACAUGUUCCUAACAGCAGCCCUGGUGCAGGACACCCCCCCCCCUUCCCCACCAGGUUAUUAUACCUCCAUUCUUUGGACCACUUCAGGUGGUCAGAGCCGCAUACAAUUCCUAAAAAGCCCAUUUAAAUAGCUUUGAUUGUUUUCUCAUUCUCGUCUACCUGCUCUGUUUGCACCUUUUCCCUGUUAAACUUCCAGGUUUUAAGACUUCAAAAAAUGAGACCAUGAUAAGCAUAUUUCUACCGCUUUCCAACUGUUAAUUUGAUCUAUAUCCUUUACUAUUUACGAAAAAAGCUGCAAUACAUGUGUUGCUUAAUUGUGCAGACUUCUGGGAUAGCAACUUUUGAUUUAGUUUCAGUCCGCUCUGUGUUUGCUUUCCCUCGGCCCUCAUCUGUCAGGUUUUGGUCUUUCCAAAAACUUGGCCUAUCUUCUGAUGAUGCCAUUAUUUAUUUGAACAUAUUCUUGGACUCACUGUGACACUGAGAGAUAAAAUCCCUCUUCACCAUCAUAAUUUUAUGAGACAUCUCAAGGUGUCGGGUCAAAACUUCCUGGUAUUUGCCGCUUCGUCCAUCUUGGAUCUUCUUCUGCAUGUCCAAGACCACGCAUGCAUGCAUGAUGCUGCCACAGCCGUGCUCCAUGGCUGACGUGGUGCUCCUGUUGAAGAACAACGGUGCAGUUCCUGUGCUCAGCAUACAUUUAGGAAAUUUAACCCAUGAGACGUCCUCCCUCAACAAGAAGUUUUUAGCAAGGCCUGGAUGUUUUCUUUGAAAGAAACUCUGCUACUCUAUGCGGACAUGUUGUCAGUACAGCAGAUUGUUUUAAUAUGCAGAACACAGCCAGAACCUCUUUAGAUCCACUUCCUGUUUUUUUUUCAUUAGUUUUUGGAAAAAAGUCCAGUUUUUGUGUUUGGGUUCCAUGGCUGCACCGUAUGUUGCAAAUUUAUUCUUAUUGUAAUAUGCAUGCAUUAAGGCUCUCUUUCUAUGCUAUGUUUAAUACAGUAAAAAAUUGUUCAGGAGCACAUUUUAGGAGCUUUUUUUAUUACAAAAAACAACAAAUUUAUACAGAUGCAACUUUUUCAGUAAAACCGACGUCUUAAAUUUCAAAUAAGGAUCAUCACAAACUGGGUCGAUGUUUAUGAUGCACUAAACGCAGAAAGACAUUAACACACUUUACCCUUUACAGUCUUUGUUUUUCAGAUCAGUUAUUGUCAUGGUGGCGCCCAUCCU
Messenger RNA from Fundulus heteroclitus (mummichog), 4230 nucleotides. It is a transcript of the gene keap1a, whose product is annotated as kelch-like ECH-associated protein 1a. The transcript has 12 exons. Gene Ontology annotation, molecular function: protein binding. The record is from RefSeq and is a predicted model, not a curated record. NCBI's taxonomy places the organism in Eukaryota, Metazoa, Chordata, Actinopteri, Cyprinodontiformes, Fundulidae. The coding region runs from base 966 to 2768 and encodes 600 amino acids.